UCUACGUUUGUUGAAUUGCUUAUUUAUUUUACAACUGAACUACUUUGCAAUGCCUGAAGUUAAAGUGGAUGAUGAUAAAUUUGCAGAACAAGCUGUAGAUCUUCUUAAUAAUGAUCCCAUUAAUUUAAAACCAGAUAAAAGAUUUGGAAAACGUCAUGUCCAAGUUGUAAAUAUCAGUUUUCUAAUUUUUGUCGCUUAUUACUCAAGAAAUAGUUUAUCAGUGGCAAUCGUUGCUAUGAACGAUCGCAAUUCAACAAUAAAUCCUAAUAUUCCUACUUAUGACUGGCACAACAAAAAUAUUAUCCAAUCCGCAUUCUCCUUUGGUUAUGUACCCGCUCAGAUCAUUUUCAGUUUGUUUCCAUCUAGAUUUGAUACUAAAUGGUUUGCUAUACCAUUAUUCGCUUGUUGUUCCAUUUCUGGAAUAGCGACACCCACGGUGGUUUACUGGUUUAAAGAUAAGGGAAUAAUGGUGAUGAGAGUAAUUCAAGGUUUGUGCCAAGGAUUUGUUUUUCCCACUAUCCAGUUGUUGCUAUGUCAAUGGGUACCGCCAAAUGAAAGGGCUAGACUCUGUGGAGGAGUUUAUACAGCUCGACCUAUUGCUACCGUUUUAUCUAUGUUUAUUAGCGGCCACAUAGCAGGUAGUUGGUAUGGUUGGCCAUGGAUAUUUUACAUUUCAAAUGCAUUAGGAUUGGUUUGGUGUCUUUCAUAUUUUCUUUUUUCGUAUGACAAUCCUGCUAGCCAUCCUUCAAUUUCUGCAGACGAAAGGCAAUACAUACACAAGAGUAUUGGACAUGAAAAUAAGAACCGUAAAAUUCCAUGGAAAGAUAUUGUGACAUCAGUGCCAUUUUGGGCCCUUGUUGUAGCACAAGCUGGUUUUAAUUGGGGAUUUUGGACACAACAAACACAAAUGCCGAUGUAUAUGAAAUACGUCAUGAAAUUUGACAUCGAAUCCAGUGGUACACUUUCAGCACUCCCAUACCUUGUUCAGUGGUUUCUUUCUUAUUUCUUCAACUUCCUGUCGGAUUAUUUGAUAAAUAGAAAAAUUUGGAGUAUUGAUACAGCAAGAAAAACCAUGAAUUCGAUAGGUGUAUUCGGUCCAGCAAUAUCCUUUAUAUUAUUACAAAACUGUGGUCCUGAUGAAUCCACCAAAGCAGUUAUCCUGCUAGUAUUCGGCGUUGCUUUGAAUGGGGCUUGUUUUUGUGGUUUUAUGAUCAACUAUAUGGACGUUUCACCAAGUUUUGCAAGUCUUCUGAUGGGUGUCAGUAAUGGUGCGUGUCAAACAGCAGGAUUUUUGGCUCCUCUUUUUGUACAAGCUAUUGUGAAACAUGAGAGAAAUCAUGAUGAAUGGAAGUAUGUAUUCUACACCGCUGCAGGAAUUUAUAUCGUAGCAGGACUGACUUUUAUAUUUUUCGGAUCAGGAAAAAUACAACCUUGGAAUAGUGGCAAAAAGAUAAGAGAUAAAUAAUGAUUUAAUUAGAUUCUACACAUACAAAUUAUUUUUUAUAAUAAAUAUUAAAUAGUAAAAUCAUAAUUUGUUUUAUUCGUUUAUUUUUUAAUUUAACAAAAAAAAUACUUAUAUUAACUUGUAGAAUAAUAUUUAAAUGAAA
Molecule: messenger RNA, 1607 nt
Organism: Psylliodes chrysocephalus
Lineage: Eukaryota; Metazoa; Arthropoda; Insecta; Coleoptera; Chrysomelidae
Source: the annotation of a GenBank genome assembly